AUGGGUUCUCCAAUGGCACAAAAUCUCAUCAAAGCUGGUGUUGAUAGGACAGUUUGGAAUAGGACUAAGAGCAAGUGUGAUCCUCUAAUCAGCUUGGGAGCCAAAUAUAAAUCAUCUCCCGAACAAGUAGCCACAUCUUGUGAUCUCACAUUUGCUAUGCUUGCUGAUCCUCAAAGUGCCAUGGAUGUUGCUUGUGGCAAGUAUGAAGUAGCAAAUGGAAUGGGUCCUGGAAAAGGAUAUGUGGAUGUAUCAAUUGUUGAUGCGGACACAUCUAGAUUGAUUAACGGGCACAUAAAAUCCACUAGAGCUCUAUUUUUGGAGGCUCCAGUUUUAGGUUCCAAAAACCCAAUAGAAGAUGGACAAUUGAUAUUUCUUACACCAGGGGACAUAAAUCUUUACGAAAAUUCUGCUCCUCUUUUGGACAUCACAGGGAAAUCUAAAAUUUACCUUGGUGAUGUUGGAAAUGGAGCUGCAAUGAAGCUCGUUGUAAAUAUGAUUCAUGGGUUAUAA
Vicia faba (fava bean) is the source of this 510-nucleotide messenger RNA. The record is from the annotation of a GenBank genome assembly. Lineage: Eukaryota; Viridiplantae; Streptophyta; Magnoliopsida; Fabales; Fabaceae.